Anguilla rostrata (American eel) is the source of this 1281-nucleotide messenger RNA. RefSeq names its product required for drug-induced death protein 1-like. The transcript has 2 exons. NCBI's taxonomy places the organism in Eukaryota, Metazoa, Chordata, Actinopteri, Anguilliformes, Anguillidae. The record is from RefSeq and is a predicted model, not a curated record. The coding region runs from base 129 to 713 and encodes 194 amino acids.
AAUCGGGCCGCAUACAUGUUGCUAGCAGGGUUUGGACACAGCCACAGUGAAACCGCCAUAACAUGAAUCUCUAACCAAUCAACAGGUACAAGCACUAUUAAGACAAUAAGCCAUUCCUCUUUAAGGGAAUGGUGCCAAGUCACUCAGCCUUUGCUUGGACAGCCUCACAGGAAAAACCGCAGUCAUUGAUGUAUGCACUAACUGCUUGCAUUAGAGAACAUAAUUUCAUCAUUCGAAGUGAGCCUUUGGAAAUGGAAAUGAAGCCGAAGUCUUUGUGGGAAGGUAUGUCGAGAAUAUUUGAAAGUAAUGAAAGGUUAGACGAAACGGAAAACAACAGAGGAACGAGGUAUCGGAGACAAAUUGAUUCUGAAUACGCUCACAUUGAAGUUACAAAUAACGACAACGUGACGGAGGAAGGUAGCAAUCGAAAAAACAAGGACAAGUCUUCGAAAGAGAUUCAUUUUGCCUUUCUGCCCGAGAGGUACGAGCCCCUCACAGAAGAUGACGAAGCGAGGGAACGAAUGAAAGAGGAAAAGCGAAUUAAGAAGAAACAAAAGUAUAAGAAGUACAGGAAGAACGUGGGCAAGGCUCUGCGCUUCAGCUUGCGGUGCCUGGUGGCUGGGCUCCAGAGUUUUACCACAGGAUACUCCACACCACUCUCCGCGGCUGCCGCCGUCAUCCCAGAACUGGUCCCCUCGCGAGCCCACGGCUGAAGGAACUUCAGGAACUCCUGUGCUUUCAUGUGGGAGGACUUCAAAUGAAGAUUGCUCUAGGGCUCAGGGCUCCUGUCGUCAAUCAGCUGCCCUUCCCCACAGUGUUGGCGACUUUGUCGCUAGAUCUAAAAAAAAAUUCAGAGCCCUUCCCAGUCCCUUUUUCUGAAAAAGUGACAAUUUGAAAAUUGAGCUACUUUUCUGAAUUCUUAAUGUAAAACACUUUUUUACUAAGUGAUUUCAAAAAGGGCUACAUUUACACUGAAUAAAAAUCCAUAUUAAUACAAAAUGCACAAAUCAGCAGAUCAAUGGUGAAAUCCUAUGGGGAACAAGAUGGCAACACUCCUUUGUAGGAUGACACCAAAUUAAUGUGACUAAGGCUUCUGGUGUGUUCCAAUAUUGCUACUACUACUCUAACUUGCGAUGGAAGAAAAGUGAUAUUAUUCAUUCCAUUAGUGUUACUUCUUUUUCAAAUUAAGUGCAUUGUACAAAUGAAAUGUUAAUCAGUAUAAAAUUAUUGUAGAUUGUAUAAAAAAUAGAUUUUCAUAAAGAAAAGUAUUUGUAAAAUGAA